Amaranthus tricolor (Joseph's coat) is the source of this 1373-nucleotide messenger RNA. RefSeq names its product KID-containing protein 1-like. The transcript has 2 exons. The record is from RefSeq and is a predicted model, not a curated record. Bases 191 to 871 code for a protein of 226 amino acids. NCBI's taxonomy places the organism in Eukaryota, Viridiplantae, Streptophyta, Magnoliopsida, Caryophyllales, Amaranthaceae.
AUCAAAUCCUGGUGUUAAUUGGGUUUAUAAACUGACCUACUCCCUUCUCUAAUUUUUUUUUCCUUCCUUUUUCAGUUGUAGUGUUGUUCUAAAGUUUUAUCCAUAUCCUUCCUCCUUCCUUCGAUUGAAAUCCAAAUCCCAUUUUCUGUUCACAUAGACUCAGAUCCCUCUUUUAAUUUUGUUGCUGAUCAUGUCAUUAGAGGUGGAUUUGAGAAGGAUUGUGAAACCAGAUGUGGGUCCUACCUGCUCUUUCACAACAACAUCACAAAGUUCUUCAAUCGGACAACCUGAUGAUGAUGUUACUGACGAUGAUGAUGAUCAACAAGAGGUCCAAAGCAGUCUUUCCUCUUUGACUUCUCUUGAAGAUUCUCUACCCAUCAAGAGGAAAGGAUUAUCAAAAUUCUAUACAGGAAAGUCAAAAUCAUAUGGGAAUUUAACCCAAGUGAGAAAUGUGAAGGAAUUAGAGAAAUCAGAUAACCCUUUUAAUAAAAGGAAGAGAACAUUAAUGGCUUAUAAUCUUAUGUUUAAGACUAAUAAUGUGAUUAACAAGAAGAAGAAAUCAGGAACUGGGUUGUUCUAUUCUCAUUAUAAUCACAUCUCCAUGCCUAUUUUACCCCUUUCCGAACUUGGUGAUCAUGAUCAAGAUCAUGAUGAUUAUGAUCAUGAUGGUGGGGUAGUGGAUCAGGAACAGGAACAGGUGAAUUGUUCAGAUACAGAGGAUUACUUCGGUCAAACGUCGUCGUUUCAUCUCCACCAAAUCAAAGAGCAUCGUCCUUAUCAUAAGAGUUUUAUGGAUAAUAAUAAUAAUGUAAAUGUGGUUGCUUGUUCUUCUAGUGUUCUUGUUUCUGACGAAAGGUUUAGGCAUAGAUAGAGAUUAGAGAUUAGAGAUUAGAAAUUAGGGAUUAGUGAUUAAAUUAGUAUUUUACUUAUUGUAAUCAUAAUUUGGGUGUUGAAAUUUGUCAAAUGAUUUUGUAGAAGAUAAAUGUUCCUUGAAUCCAAAUCUAGAUAAUUAAUUAAUUAAUUAAUUAAUUAAGAAUAGAUAAGCAUAUUGAGAAUCAGUUUUUGUAUUAGGUGGAGAGAGUUUGAUUUUCAUCUUUUUUUUUUCUUUUCUUAGCAUAUCUUUAAUAAAUAAGAAAUAGAUAAAUUAAAAAAUAGAUGGAAUAUUUAAUUAGUACUAUAUACAUCUCACACCUAAUAAUAAGAAUUAACAUCUCACACCAAUUGGUUUGUUAGAUUAUAAAAUGGGAAUGGGAAUUGAAUUCCACUUUUAUAAAAAUUGGGGAUUAGGAAUGGGAUUAUAAUCAAUGAAUUCCCAAGGUUUCAUUACCUAGGGCAAGUAAUUGAAGAUGAGAAUUGAACUUGAGAUUAAAAAG